Molecule: messenger RNA, 2725 nt
Organism: Pararge aegeria (speckled wood butterfly)
Lineage: Eukaryota; Metazoa; Arthropoda; Insecta; Lepidoptera; Nymphalidae
Gene: Rap1
Product: ras-related protein Rap1
Exons: 1
Coding region: 145-702 (185 amino acids)
Biological process (GO): cellular response to cAMP; negative regulation of synaptic vesicle exocytosis; Rap protein signal transduction
Cellular component (GO): plasma membrane
Molecular function (GO): GTPase activity; GTP binding; GDP binding
Source: RefSeq, a predicted model, not a curated record
GCCAUCGCCCAUCGUCCUGUGUCAUGGCGGUUUGACUUGUUGAAGGUUUUUUUUUUUGCAAUAACUUACCAUUGUUAAUGUGCUUUUUAGUAGUGUGACCUUUAAUUUCAGUGUAUAAAAUCACAUAAUUCAAAAUAGUUAAUAAUGCGCGAAUACAAAAUAGUCGUACUAGGAAGCGGAGGCGUGGGAAAAUCCGCCCUGACAGUACAAUUUGUACAAGGCAUCUUUGUGGAGAAAUACGACCCCACCAUCGAAGACAGCUACCGGAAACAAGUGGAAGUGGACGGACAGCAAUGCAUGCUCGAGAUCCUCGACACGGCGGGCACGGAGCAGUUUACGGCAAUGCGGGACCUAUACAUGAAAAACGGCCAGGGCUUCGUACUGGUUUACUCGAUCACCGCGCAGUCCACGUUCAACGACCUACAGGACCUCCGCGAGCAGAUCCUGCGGGUGAAGGACAAGGACGACGUGCCCAUGGUGCUGGUGGGCAACAAGUGUGACCUGGAGGCGGAGCGCGUUGUGGGCAAACAGCAAGGGGCAAACCUUGCCAACCACUUCAACUGCGUCUUCAUGGAGACGUCUGCGAAGGCGAAGAUAAGUGUCAACGAAGUGUUCUACGACCUAGUGCGACAAAUCAACAAAAAAUCUCCCAAGGAGGAGAAGAUACGGAAGAUCAAAAAGCCCAUAUGUCAACUGCUGUAAGGGACGCGGCGUUACCACCGCACCUAGGUAUUAAAUAUUUAAUAAUUUGAAAGACUUCUCGUACCCGGAUUUGGCUCUUGAUGGUUCCAAAAGUUGACUAGGUUGGGUGAGCGUGGUUGGUUAUUAAAUACCUUGAGCAUUUUGCAAACGUGCAUUUGUUGAGUUAAUGUGGUCCAGUGGUGAGUGGAGAACGCAUCACAGAUCUCACCUCAUCAGCCCCCCUUGACCGGUGUAUAAAGUAGUUUACUACCCUCGGUCUGUGUAUUUAUUAGUGUUUUAUUUGAGGAUGCGCUCGACUCUGUGUGUGUUUUUCCCUCAAGAUUCCAUUUUGUAUAGUGUGAACGAUGCUGUGUUCAGAAGUUUCAAACUUUGAUGUCCUAUCCAACUUGUGAUUUCACUUUACAUAGACGGCUAUAAAAAUAUAAAUAGUGUAUAAAUUUACCUGACUAGAGCUCCUCAAUUUUUUACUUUGUUAGAAUUAACCGGUUUUGCAAAGAUAACACCUGUAUAGUAAUAGUAUUAUUAGAAUUCACGCUUAGUUCAGACAAUGAGUUAGGGUUGUAACACACUAUAACAACUAAAUACUCUGACUCUUAACACUGUCAGCUCCUCAAAGCAGUAAGAGCUGUAUUCUAUAUCCAGGUAUACAUAGUAAGCAGACUGCAAUGAAAGGCCAAAAAUUAUCAAAAUGAGACUACAACCUAGAGGAGUCUUGUUUGUUAUAAUGUAUUAACUGUGAGUCUAAAUCACAUAUAAAAUUGGCAACAAGAUACAAAAAUACAGACUGCUAGAUGGGCAGGUAAUCUAAAACACAUUAGGCAUUAGUAGUCUAAUUUAGAAAAAUAUCCUUUAUCACAUCACUAUAUAAAGCAAACUUUUUAAUGGUUCACUCAUGAGUUGAAUACGUGUUGAGUGGUUAUAGUGUAGUGCCUUAAUUAUAUUGAACAGGAUAAUAAUUAAACGAGUUAUUUGUUUAAUUCUAUGUAGGAAAGACGUGUCCCAAUCUUUGUGGGGUCUGAAGCUUUAAAAGUUUUGCACAAUUUUGCUUUAGUUAAAGUUUAGUUGGUUAAUGAUAUAACAAAGGUGGUUAUAUUGAUUAGUUUUGAAAAGAUGAAUAUAUUAUAGUGUGUGUAAACAGAUGAGAAUGUUGAUACAUUGUUUGUGAGGGCAAUGUAUCAAUAUUUUGUAGUAAAUUUGAUAUGGGUCUGAUAGCGAAUGUUCCUGCGAGUGAUAUUAUAUUGUGCUCAUUUAUUUGUUGUUCUUCUGUCUGAACUAAGCGGACUUGUUAUGAAUAGCAUUUAUUUCAAUGAUUUGAGUUAUAAAACUUCAGAGAGGGCAGGAUGUGAGUUAUUGCUGGCUCUGCGCAGCCCAGGAGUACGUGCCAGCAGGCCUUAACCAGUGUAUAAUGUUUAAUAAUUAAGAAUACAUUAAAUUUUUUCAGAUAUAUUAUUGUCUUGUUAUAUAAUGCAAAUGUAUCGAAGGGAAAGUUGAUGAUGCAACACCAUAUGGGACUCUUAUAACUUUUGAACAAAUACUAGUGAGCCUUAGGUGAGUGCACCCCACCAACAUAGUGUCCAGUGGGCGGCAGCCAGUCGACACAAAUCAGACUACUCUUUGAUGUGAAGUCUACUACUAAAAGUAAAAAAAUUAUCGUUAUUGUAAAUGGGAUAAAGUUUUAUGAUUACUGGCUCAUUGAAUGUGAAUUACCAGCCUGUGUUGCUAUACUAUAAAAAAAAAACUUUGUUGAAGUAAUAAUUAUUAUAAAUAGGUGUUCAAAUAUUGUUACAGUUUAGAUGUUUCUCCUCCAUUUUUUCAUUUCUGUUUUAUAAUAUUAUGUAAGAUUAACUGCACAAGGAUAUUGGUAAAUAACAAUAUGAUCUGAGUUGAAUUAUAUUUUUAUAUAUAUCAUGCAAAUUAAGAACUUGUAUAUUUUUUAUCUUUUCAAUCAAUAAUCGACAUGUACAAUUAAUUUCUCUUUUUUUUUUGCAAAUUUAUCAAUAAAACCAAUUUUAAAUAUUGACAC